AGAGAGAGAGGAAGGGAGAGAGGGAGGGGAGAGAGAGGGGUCCUGGUGGACUGGGUUUCCUCAGGUGUCUGUCUCCAGUCAUGGCCGGGAGCUCAGAGAAAGUACCAAUCGCCUCCGCGGGACCAGAGGACCUGCAGCACUUCAUGCCUCCGGCCUAUUCUGCCGUGGCGGUCAAGCCGGUCGCCACCGGCCGCCUCCUCAAGGCCGGGGUCGCUGUGCUCGUCGCUGGAGCACUGCUGCUGCUGCUGGGAGCAGUCGGGGCAUUCUACUUCUGGAACAACAACGAGAAGCACGUCUACAAUGUCCACUACAGCAUGAGCAUCAAUGGCAAAGUGGAGGAGGGUUCAAUGGAGAUUGAUCCGGCCAAUAAUGUGGAGAGAUUCAGCACCGGCAGUGGGGCAGACGAGGCUGUGGAGGUCCAUGACUUCGAGAUUGGUAUCACAGGGAUCCGGUUUUCAGGAGGGGACAAGUGCUACAUCAAGACCCAGAUGAAGGCACAUUUGCCUGUUGUGGAGGCUCUGGACAAAGACUCGAUGACAUUUGAGCUGGAGGACAAGGUGAUGCCGGUCAAGUUUGAGGAUGAUCUGAUCUGGGUGGCGGCCGACAGCCCGCUCUCCGACUCCACCUUCCUCAGCAACAGGAUCAAGGACUUGUGCAGGGACCUGCCAAUCUUCUGGCUCCGUCCCACCUCCUCAAGCAGCGGGCAGAGGAAGCGGAGGGCGACCCCGGGCCAGCGCCGCCAGCCAGCCACGGAGGAGGAGGAGGGGGAGGAGGAGGUCGCCAACGCGGAGAACCCCUAUCAGAGAGGUCUGGAGGGUGAGCAGGGCACCAUGGACAGCCACUCCAGGCUGGACCAUGAGGGCGUGUGCUGCAGUGAGUGCCGCCGCGGCUACACCCACUGCCAGAAGGUCUGCGAGCCGCUGGGAGGGUACGAGCCAUACCCGUACCACUACAGAGGCUGCAGAGUGGUCUGCAGAGUGAUCAUGCCUUGCAGGUGGUGGGUGGCGCGCAUCCUGGGCCUGGUGUAGACCCUCCACCCACCUGGGAAAGACGGUAGAAUCCAGGAGGGAAGGGGGGGGGGGGGGGGGGGGCUUCCAGAGGGAGAUAAAUGGAAAAACUUCAGGAAGGGGAGAUGGCGGCUUAUCAUUUACCGUAGGUAACCACCGUGUCCACGCAUUACAGAUGCACGGUACAGAACCUAGGACACAAACUCUCAAAGAAAAGCACAAAGUGUCUGCACCCUGCACCACUUGGCUUAUUAGAAAAGAACAUGCCUGCUGUCGGCAUGGACGCUUCUGUACAGUAGGUUACAUGAAACAUCCCGGAGUCAGUCUAAUGCAGAGACGUCUGCUGACAGUGGGAUUACAUUCCAGCAUUUAUCUGUAGAAACAGGUGUCCGUUUAUCUCAUUCCGUGCGUUCUGAUGUAAAUCAAAAACAUUCACUUGUCGAAACAGAUCUGAUGUUUGACUUCUUCGCUGGUGUGUGGAAUCCUUUGGAUCCUGUGCUUUUAGUGCUUUUCCCUUUUCAUCAUAUGCUCUCAGAAACGUGCAUGUAAUUGUAAUUUUAUCUGCAUUGAAGCUAUCCCCGAGUGCAAUAACACAGAAUAAACUUUUUUAAAUAACA
Messenger RNA from Betta splendens (Siamese fighting fish), 1624 nucleotides. RefSeq names its product leukocyte cell-derived chemotaxin 1-like. The coding region runs from base 81 to 1028 and encodes 315 amino acids. The record is from RefSeq and is a predicted model, not a curated record. Lineage: Eukaryota; Metazoa; Chordata; Actinopteri; Anabantiformes; Osphronemidae. The transcript has 7 exons. Gene Ontology annotation, biological process: negative regulation of endothelial cell proliferation; negative regulation of angiogenesis.